CUAAAGUGGAAUAUAGACAUGGACGGAAUAUGGAGUUUAGGAACUUUUCCAGAUUGGGAGGCCCUAUGACACUUUUAUGGUAAUGUUGCGCAGGUUUGUAUUGUAUUUUUUUCCUAGAAGAUGGACCUAUGUGAGUCAUUAUAGUUCACGAAGAACAAGACGUUUUCGGAUACCUUUUCAUCAUGUUGAAGGCAUGACUCCCGGUUGGUGUGUGCAGCUUGUAAAUGCGAAGAAACCAGGAGAAGUUGCGUAGAAGUGGCAUGAUGGGAAGCAAAAAAGUGCCUUCAUAUGUGGGGGAGCUGAAUUCCGAGGACAGAGCGACACUGUCCACUAUAAUACUGUCCGCAAUCCCGGGCUCCGAUGCGUGGCUCCUCCACCUAAGGAGGUUAAUGCACUCCAGCUACCGCCAGUUUGCGAACUGGAUAACACUGAGGCCACUCUUAUAAACAGCAGCGCCAGGCUGCAGAAGAAAAAAGCGGUGGAGGCCGCCUGAGUCCGAAUCUGAUUGCUUCGUAGUUUUGCGAUGCCUUUUGGACGUUUCGCUUCUGGUCGCAUCGAGAAAUUGCCAAUCAUUCGAAUGCGCCAGGAUAUCAAGUUGAACGUAAGAACAAGAACUUGAAUUUUUCAUAUCCGAAAAACAACACAAUGUGAAUGUGGAACAAGAACACGAUUUUCCUUUGAAGAUAAAUCAGCGAUAUCUUCAGCGAUCAGAGGACCGCGUUCUUGCAGCGGCGCUGCCAUGAUGUAAUGGAU
Messenger RNA from Amoebophrya sp. A25, 753 nucleotides. The record is from the annotation of a GenBank genome assembly. Lineage: Eukaryota; Dinophyceae; Syndiniales; Amoebophryaceae.